AUGACCGACUGUGACAAUUACGCCCUCCUGCAGAUGCGCAGUCACCUCGAGAACCGCCUGCUCUCUGCCUCGCGCUCCCCCUCCCACUCCUCCUCAGUCAACGCGCACUACCACAUCCGCCUGCCCGCAAAUGCCUUCUUCUACUUCACCGUCUACGCGGCCUACGAGCUGGACAGUGAUGCCGACCACCUGGAGUGCGUCCAUCGCAUCCUCAUUGACGCUCGACGUCCGACGCUGAUGUCUGGCUCCGCGGUGGCAGCCUUCCCCCGCCAGACCUACUGGUGGGUGGGCUGUCGUCUGCUGGAACCGACCCGCUUCAAUCUGGAGGCUGGCCGACGUCACCUCUUCCGUCUGGACGCGCCGCCGCACAGGUUCACGUCAAUCGCGGUGGUGAUUAAUGGGGAGGAGUGGCACUUCCUGGAGGCCCUAUCUCCCCGUCUGCCGGGUCGGUGGUCGGGCAAAGUGCCCGUGGGUGCUGUGCUGGGACAGCUUUCCAUCUACGGCAGUCUUGCAGCCACUGCAGGCGGCGGCGAUAGUUCUCCGGCGCCUGGCGGACGAUUUGGGUCCGCCGAGGACGUGGCCUACGUUAAGCUCCUGGAUUAUGCUCUGGUUCAUGCAAAUUCUGCAAAAAAUUAA
Messenger RNA from Spirometra erinaceieuropaei, 636 nucleotides. Lineage: Eukaryota; Metazoa; Platyhelminthes; Cestoda; Diphyllobothriidea; Diphyllobothriidae. The record is from the annotation of a GenBank genome assembly.